Entamoeba histolytica HM-1:IMSS is the source of this 1770-nucleotide messenger RNA. RefSeq lists its product as uncharacterized. Bases 1 to 1770 code for a protein of 589 amino acids. The record is from RefSeq and is a predicted model, not a curated record. NCBI's taxonomy places the organism in Eukaryota, Evosea, Mastigamoebida, Endamoebidae. The transcript has a single exon.
AUGAACGAAGAAUCAACAGAUUCCACAUCAACAUUUUCUGGAUUUUCAACUAAAACGGAAUCUAUGAUUGAAAUGAUUCCAGUUCAAAAAAUAGAAGUAACAAAAAAAGGACAUCUUGGUGCAAGUGAAAUGAGAAGAAUAGGUGUUUAUUUUAAUGAUGAAGUAGAUUUUAUUAGGGUGAUGAUGGUUAGUAAAAUUUAUAAAGACUUUGUUGACGGAUAUAGGUUUAAUCCUAUAAGUAAAAUAAAAUUAUUUAAAACAAUAGAAGAACAACAUUUAUAUUAUAUUAAUGAUAAGUUAUAUCCAAAAUUACAUCAUGUAUAUCGAUAUAAAGUAGAUUAUUCAUUUUAUUUAAAACAUAGAGAAGAUAAUUGUGACUUUAGAUUUAUCAGUUAUUCUUCACCUACAUCCCGUCCUGUAACUAUUGGGUAUGGUAUUACUCAUAUCAAUGAUCAAGGGUUAUAUGCUAAUACAGUUGAAUCAAUUGAUUUACCUCCAACAUUAAUUUCAAUAGGGAUUAGUGCUUUUGAAAAAUGUGAUGCAUUGACAUCAAUUAAUUUAUGUAAUGUUAUUAGAUUAUCAGAACGUUCAUUUGCUGAAUGCAAAAAAUUAAAGCAAAUUAAUAUCCCUUCAACAGUGAAAAUUAUUGGAAAAGAGUGUUUUAAAGGAUGUACUUCAUUAUCAUCUAUUACUUUACCAUCUCAAUUAGAAAAUAUAGGAAAAGCAUGUUUUUUAGGAUGUAGUGGUAUAGUUAAUGUUAAUGUAAAAGGAAGGGUAUUUAAAGGAUUAGUUUCAUAUCAUUUGUCUAGACUUAUAUCAAGACUUAUUAUUAAAUGUAAAAACAUUGAAUAUACAGUAAGUGAUAGAGAAUUAUAUGGAAAUAAUAUUCCUGAUGGUGUUAGUUUAAUUGGUGAUGGAUGUUUUAGUUCUAUUUCAAUACAACACAUUACAAUACCAACUUCAGUAAAAGAACUUGGAAAUAAAGCUUUUUCAAAAUGUACUCAAUUACGCAAAAUUCAAAUUAAUGGAAAUUCUCUUCAAAUAUUAGGAAUGGGUGUUUUUAUGUGUUGUUAUGAGUUAGAGUCUAUUGAAUUACCUAAUAGUAUUGAUUCUAUUAGUGAAAGUUGUUUUGUUUGGUGUAGAAAUCUUCAACACAUUAAACUUCCUGAAGGAAUUACUUCCAUCCAAAAAUCUUCUUUUGAAAAUUGUAAGAGUUUAGUUUCUAUUGAACUUCCAAAAAGUUUAAUUUCUAUUGGAGAUCAUGCAUUUUCAUUUUGUGAUUCUUUAGAACAUAUUGUCUUACCUGAAAAAUUACAAUACCUUUAUGAAGAAUGUUUUAGUAAUUGUAAAUCAUUAAAAUCAAUCAAUCUUCCUUCUUCUUUACUCUUUAUUGGUGAAAAAUCUUUUGAUGGAUGUGUUGUAUUAAAUGAAGUUUAUUGGAAUGACUCAAAAAAUUUUACUGUAAAAGUAUCUCUACGUAUUGCAGAAUUAUUAUGGAAAAAAGGGGUUCAAUGUGACUCCGUUAUCUUUACAACAGAAGAUAGAAUACUUCAUCAAAAUAAAGUUCCUAAUGGUGUUACAGAAUUGUCGAAAGGAAGUUUUUUUGGAAGUGAUGUUGAAAUAGUUUCAUUGCCAUCUACAGUAAAAAAAAUUGGUGAUUAUUGUUUUUAUCAAUGCAAACAACUAAAGAAAAUAAGAUGUUCUGAAAAAAUUAAAAUAGGAAAGAAUUGUUUUGGAGAAUGUAAAAGUCUUGCUGUAGAAUACUUUUGA